Molecule: messenger RNA, 2099 nt
Organism: Quercus robur (English oak)
Lineage: Eukaryota; Viridiplantae; Streptophyta; Magnoliopsida; Fagales; Fagaceae
Product: probable E3 ubiquitin-protein ligase RHC2A
Exons: 1
Coding region: 417-1547 (376 amino acids)
Biological process (GO): protein ubiquitination
Cellular component (GO): cytoplasm
Molecular function (GO): ubiquitin protein ligase activity
Source: RefSeq, a predicted model, not a curated record
AUCCUUCAAAUUCUCAUUUUUCACGCCUCUCUGCUUAUUGUUGUUGUGGUGUGUGUUACUACAUUUUCCUACGAAUCAGGUUUUUCCUUUUCCAUGCUUGUCAAUUCCUCUCUCAAAAAAGAAACCGAGAAUUCAAUUUCUUUGUUUUCUUCUUUCUCCGAUCUCUGAAGAGUAAAAAAAAGAAGAAGCUUUCUUUCUUCAAUUUCGUCUCCAUAUCCUUUGAUUCAAUUCCUUAGCGUCCAAGUCUACUCAAAAGCUUCGAUCUUUUUGACCAAGAAAUUGAGGGUGUUUUACUACUUUUGCCCUUCUAUUUUUCAACAAAUUGAAGAAAAGGGGAAAAGAUAUUAUUAGGGUUUUCGUUUCUUACAAUUUUACAAAUCCCCGCAAAAUUCUCGGUGGGGGAUUUGAUUUGAUCGAUGGCUUCGACUGCCUCGUCCUACUGGUGCUACAGGUGCAACCACUUCAUCCGGGUCCGGGUUCGGGUCGAAGACGCCGUCCUCUGCCCCGAUUGCGGCGGCGGAUUCGUCGAAGAAACCCCGACCCGAUCCCCGCUCCACCGGUUCCCCGCCGCAAUGUUCAUCGACAACCCGCCCAAUCCGGAGCACAACGCAAUCCCAAUCCCAAUCCCUAGGCUCCGCCGCAGCCGGAGGAACGGUGGGGAUCGCUCGCCGUUCAACCCGGUCAUCGUCCUCCGUGGGAACGAGCCCGAGAGAGGGAAUUUCGAGCUCUAUUACGACGAUGGAGCCGGGUUGGGGCUUCGGCCUUUGCCGGCUAGUAUGUCGGAUUUCCUGAUGGGAUCAGGGUUUGAUCGGCUUCUCGAGCAAUUGGCGCAAUUGGAAAUCAAUGGGGUUGGAAGGUUAGAGCAUCCACCGGCUUCAAAAGCCGCGAUCGAAUCGAUGCCGUUUGUGAAGAUCGUUGGGAGCCAUGUCUCCAUGGAGUCUCAUUGCGCAAUUUGCAAAGAACCAUUUGAGCUGGAUUCGGAGGCGAGAGAGAUGCCUUGUAAGCACAUUUACCAUUCGGAUUGUAUUCUGCCAUGGCUUUCGAUUAGGAAUUCGUGCCCGGUGUGUCGGCACGAGUUGCCCACGGAUGUGCGUGGUGGGAGUUCGCCGGAGUUGGACCCUGUAACGGGUCCGGCUCGGGAUGAAGAGACAAUGGGAUUGACGAUUUGGAGAUUGCCCGGUGGCGGGUUUGCGGUUGGGAGGUUUACUGGGGGGAUAAGAGCAGCAGAGCGUGAGCUGCCUGUUGUUUACACUGAGGUGGAUGGUGGGUUCAAUGAUGGAGGGUUUAAUGGUGGUGGUGGUGGUGGUGGUGGUAAUGUUCCAAGGAGGAUUUCGUGGGAGACAAGUAUGAGAAGCUCAAGGGAGAGUGGCGGGUUUCGCCGUGCGUUUCGUAGUUUCUUCUCAUUCUUUGGGAGACUUAGAAUUACUUCAUCAACCUCAAGGUCAAGGUCUGAGCCGCAAAGGAGUCACUCUAAUUUAGUGUUUAGUCGAUCGUGGAGGAGGCGGCAGCGUGGUCAGCCAGCGGCUUUGGAUGAUGACAGAUGGUAAAUUUUGAUUUUGUAAUGAGAGAGGUGUUGAAUUGCUUAUAUUCUUUAUCUAGGGUCUUCUCUAAUUGUUUCAGUAAGACUACAAUGUUUUCACAUAUGUAUAUUGUUUGAUUUUACUUGCUGUACAUAACAACACAUGAGAAAGAGUUGAGCCAUUUUUCAGUUUUGAAUUCUGUCAAAGAGAGAAAUGAAGUGGCAGAUCACUUAGAUUUUCACACUAGUGGAAGGAGAAGAAGAUAGUUAUGCAAUUAGAGUGGGCCUUCAAAAGUUAUGGAGGUAAAUCCCCUUGUAGCUGCGCUUGUACUAAUGUUGUACCUUAUUGAGCUCCGCCGAAUGGUAUUUAUUACAAUAGGAAAUGCACACUUUCUUCUCUUAAUGUAUUUGUAGAAGCUGUUUGGUAUGUAAUAUCUGCCGUUCCUUGUAGACAAUUUUGAACUUUUUUAUUGUAUGUAACAUGGUUUCUUUCCCUCUGUGGUCUUGUGUCCUUUUGGGCGCUUUUGACUCCACAUGCUACUAUUCAAUAACAGUGGCUUACUUGCUAAAAUUUGUCCAA